GUAUUUUUUUUUUUUUAACAGGAAAAAAAUGUUGUGUUGUUUUGAUACCAAGAGUGGGGGUAGGUUUAGAAGCAGUAGCGGGACGUGCGUAUUGCGAAAUUGACAAAUGUGAAAUAAGCAAGUGAUAACGGUAUCGUCGUGGGUUUUACUUUGGUAGUGGCGCCUUCUGUCUCAGAACAGAGAUUUAUAUCACAACAAAAAUGAAAUUCUGUUUACAAAACGCUACAAAGUGCGGAAGACUUGGAGUUAUUACGGAGAUUUCACGUUUGCCGGAGAUGGCGCUAGAGACACCUCUCCUGCUCUUGUAUACGAAGGGUGGGUCUGUGCCUCACCUUACACAUGAAGUCCUGGAGAUGGUUUCUAAUGAGAAGCAUCCUCUGUGUGUUAGCCUACCAACAACUAUUCACAUGCAUUCACCAGUUGCUGAGAUAAAGAAGGGCCUAGCCUCAUUCAUUGGCAUGAAGGACUACGUGAUCUACUGUGGUGUUCAGGACCCAGCAGUAGUCAGUCCCUCAGGAUACAACGAGAAGGGAGCGGUCUCUGUGUGGCCCAGAAGUGGUAAUCAUUCCCUGACACCGGAUAUGUACAUGGAUCUGAUUGAAGCCUUCCAGCCUGACAUGUACCAAGCACUCUGUGAUGGUGAUACGGAUAUCCAUAGCAGCAAAAAACGUACGCGGAAGUGUGUUGAUCGCACAUCAGAGUUUCUUAAACACUGUGUUCGGAGGCAUAAGGCAUCAAAGACAUUACAAAGCAGUAGCCUCUUCGCAGUAAUUGAAGGAGGAUACAGCGUACAUGCAAGACAAGAAUCAGCCAGAGCUGCAGCUCAGCACCCUGUAUCUGGCUUUGUUAUUGAUGGCCUACAUACCAAUGGACCAGAUGUGGAGAAAAUUACAUUCUCUAGCAUCAGAGAAGUGAUCCAGGAGACUGUAAAGUUACUUCCAGAAGACAAGCCCCGUAUUACUCAUGGUUGUUGGAAUCCAGAUAUGGUUCUUAAACUGGUAGAGUCUGGAAUUGAUGUAUUUGACAGCUCAUACCCGUUUAUCGUGUCAGAGAGAGGAUCAGCUUUAGUGUUCUGCAACUCAUUGGAUUAUGAGCACACCAAACAGCACAGUCCUGAUUCACCUAUAAAGGAAGAGGAAACUAACAAAAGUAUUAAUAUUGAUAGUCAGAAGCAAGCAGUAAAAUCAGACAAGGGUGAAAACUGUAAAAAUCUGAACUCUGAUUCAGAAGCCAUCGUACAUUCCUCAACCACAGGUGCAAAUGGUGUACAUGACAGUAAUGACACUGUGUAUGAAAUAUCUCUGAAGGAUGAUAGGUUUCGUGAAGAUUUCGAGCCUGUGGUAGCAUCGUGUCAGUGCCUUUGCUGCAAAAAGCACACAAGAGCCUACAUACAUCAUCUGUUAAUGACCAAUGAGCUGCUUGCACCAGUACUGUUAUCAGUGCACAAUAUGCACCACUACUUGGCGUUUUUCAGAAGCAUAAGAACUGCAGUUACAAAAGGAGACCUUGAAUUGCUAAGAAAUAACAUAAAAUUAAAAAUGUAAACCGGCAUUUUCAUGAAGUAACUGUUCCUAUUUUUUUACAUUAUAAAAAAUGACACCAAAUUUGUACAAUAA
Schistocerca serialis cubense is the source of this 1616-nucleotide messenger RNA. RefSeq names its product queuine tRNA-ribosyltransferase accessory subunit 2. The transcript has 9 exons. Gene Ontology annotation, molecular function: tRNA-guanosine(34) queuine transglycosylase activity. NCBI's taxonomy places the organism in Eukaryota, Metazoa, Arthropoda, Insecta, Orthoptera, Acrididae. Bases 201 to 1544 code for a protein of 447 amino acids. The record is from RefSeq and is a predicted model, not a curated record.